CAAUGCAUCGCUAAAUAAAAGGGGGUUAUGUUUACAGAUUUUAUUUAUCAGUAUUUUUAAAAUAUUUAUUUUAGAUUUAGACCAGUAGUAUGUAUCUUAAUAGUUCAAAGUUAUUGUAUAAUACAUUCCAUACAGGUAUUUCUUACACUAUAAGAAACAAGUCCAGAGUAGUAGAGAGUACGAUUAAGAAGAAAUUGCAGGCUGCGUUGCAAACGACGCACCUAGACGUCAUAAAUGAGUUAGACCAAGUGGAAACGCCUCAUUUCAGAUUAGUUGUGGUUACAGACAAGUUCCAUGGAUUACCUAUGUACAAGAGAUACAAUUUGGUUAAUGAGGUCCUGAAAGAGGAGCUGCAAGGUGGCACCCAAAUUUCUUCAAUAGUAGCCAAAACCCCCAUCCAAUGGCACAGAAGUCUGGCUGCUAAGGAACAUAGCCCUGACAGCUGAGGGUUUACUUUACUUGCUGCGUAAUAG
Messenger RNA from Cydia strobilella, 473 nucleotides. Its product is annotated as bolA-like protein 2. The transcript has 3 exons. Lineage: Eukaryota; Metazoa; Arthropoda; Insecta; Lepidoptera; Tortricidae. Gene Ontology annotation, cellular component: mitochondrion. Bases 90 to 446 code for a protein of 118 amino acids. The record is from RefSeq and is a predicted model, not a curated record.